Molecule: messenger RNA, 2776 nt
Organism: Varanus komodoensis (Komodo dragon)
Lineage: Eukaryota; Metazoa; Chordata; Lepidosauria; Squamata; Varanidae
Gene: AGFG2
Product: ArfGAP with FG repeats 2
Exons: 12
Coding region: 16-1125 (369 amino acids)
Molecular function (GO): GTPase activator activity
Source: RefSeq, a predicted model, not a curated record
CCCUUGGAUUCCUCGAUGCGGAGCCGUGGCCUGAAUCCCCCGCACAGGGUCAAAGCCAUCUCUAUGACCACCUUCACGGAGAGGGAGGUGCAGUUCCUGCAGUCCCGUGGGAAUGAGGUCUGCCGGAAGAUCUGGCUGGGCACUUUUGACUCGCGGACAUCCUUGCUGCCAGAUUCCCAAGACCCUCAGAAAGUGAAGGAGUUCCUGCAGGAGAAAUACGAGAAGAAGAAAUGGUACAUCUCGCCGGAGCAGGCCAAAAGCUUGCCCUCCUGGACGGCUCAGACCUCCCCCGCGGAGGCCAAGGCGCUGCUGGGGGACGCGGGGCCGGCAGCUGCGGUGGCCAGGCCUGCUCAGGCUCUGGACAAAGCCCCGCCACAGCUCCCCCAGGCCGCCAAGAAGGCCAGCAUGGACCUCCUGGCGGACAUAGGGGGGGACCCCUUUGCGGCCCCCCCACCCGGGCCCACCUUCCCCGCCUUCCCCGCCUUCGGGAGCCAAGUGCCCGGCCCGGCGGCCUUCGCCAGCUUCGAUGCCUUUGGGGGGAGCCCUGCAGCAGCCGCUUUCGGGGACACGCUGGCCUCCAGCCACAGCCCCUUUCAGAGCCAGCCCAUGCCAGCAGGAGGCAGCCACGUGAGCGGCUUCGCGGCCUCCCCUGCCAGCCAGCCGGUGAUGGGCGUUCCCGACAUGGGGGGCACCUUCCGAGUCGGAGGCGUCCCGAGCAGCGUCUUUGGGGCCCUCAGCCAGUCGCCCGUGCUGCCCCCACCCAGCCCGGCCCCAGCGUAUGGGGCCUGCAGCAACCCCUUCGCCGCCGCCUCCCAGCCGGCGCUGCCUUCCACUAACCCUUUCCAGACCAACGGCUUGGCCCCAGGCGCCUUCAUGGUCGGCUCCCCCAGCAGCUUCUCCGGCAUCUUCGCUUCGCCAAUGCAGCCGCAGCCGCCCCUCUUCCCUCCCCAGGUGGUGCUGGGACAACAGCAGAACGGCGGGUCCCCCUUCAGCGGGUUUCCCAGACCGAGGCCCCCUGGACAGCCAGUUGGCAUCUCUACCAACCCCUUCGUGACGCCGAUGGCCGCGGCACCCGCCGGCCCCUUCACUGUGGCAAAGCAUCCCCCCACCAACCCCUUCUUGUAGCGCCGGCGUCGCCAGAGCCGCCCCCCGCUUGCCCCGUGCGUGGGAGAGUCCCCGCCAGGGCCCUGCCUCUGCCCGCCUGGGGUGCGGGCGCUUCGCUCUCUGCUGCCUGAGCGGGGGCCGGGCCCAAGACCGUGCAUCGAGGGGGCGUCCGGCUGCAGCAGCCUUGCUGGGGUGGGGCGGGAGCGCUGGCCCCCGGGGAGCUGGGCGAGAGGCCGCGGGGCCCUGCCUCCCCGCAGCGUCUCGGUGGGGCCAUCGUUCCCAGGAGCCGUGCAUGCUGGGCACGGCUCCUCGGAGGCGCGAGUUCGCGUUGUCCCCAGAGCUCCCCGGCUCCCCUCACCCCCGCCGCCAUCAUCACCUCCCUUCUCCCAGGAGGCCCGGCUGCCGGUCCGCAGGGACUGCCGGGGAGCAGGCAGCCGCUCCCCCCUCGCUUUGCAGACCAGUCGGCCUGGCCCCCCGCGGUGGCCCGCUGGGGGGGAAGGAAGGCCUUCCGCUUUCCAUCCUCCUCCUCCCCCCUCUCCUCUCAUGAUUUAAUUGCACUAAACGGGAGAGAUGGCUUGAAUUCCGCUGCACCAGAGGAGCGGAGAAGCAAUAAAGGCCUCCCGGCGGGGAAUCUGCCCGGCCUCUGGGCCUGUGCUGGCCUGCGUGGUGCCGGGAACACCGCCGACCUGUCCCACGGCACGACGGCCCCCUCCGGGAGGGCCAGGAGCGUUCCGGGCUUCCUUCCGCUGCCUCCGCUUGCGAACACGAUGGAUUCCUUGGAGGCCUUUCUGCACCUGUGCAGAACUCCGAGGCAAGCGGGGCCCGGUGGCCAUUUCGCCCCCAGCCUUACCCCGCCGUUCCCCUCGCCCCCCACCUGCUGCCCAUCGCCGUACAGAUGGAUCGGUCGAGGUGUCGCUUGGGGAUUUCUGGGGGAGCGGCUGGAAGACGAGGGAGCGCUUCCUCUCCGCCCCGGCUGAGGGGCUCGCAGUUCUGGCGCUUCACCUGGUCUGGGCGCCGCCGACCGCGGCUUGCAUCCCCCGGCCACGCUCCGCGCUUCACCCCAGGCGGGACGAGAAGCCCGUCGCGUGCGUCUUCCGCCAGCCUCACCUUUGGGUCAAACAGUGCCUGCUGAGCCAUGUUUUCAGAAGCUGUGUUUCGUGUCGCUCAGCUUUAGAAAGCAAAAAGCAAGCCUGUGACAUCAGAUAGCCUGUCCAAACUUAGAUUUUAGUCAUCUGAUUUCCACUUGUUUGCAAGCAGAAAAUUAGACGCGUGGAAAUGUUCUUUCCAAAUCUUAAUUAUGUGGAAGCAGAGAAUCAUGGCUUUGCUAAGGGAAUGGUGAUGAUUCCGUUUUUGAAUUGUGUUGUCGCCCAGCUUGCUCGCACAUGCUGUGCCGCCACCGUUUCAUUCUAGGGCUCUUUUCAAAGGCGGCGAUCGCUCACAGUGCUCCGCCAGUCCAGCCUCGUGUGUGUUAGCUGGGGUGUUUUUGUAGCCCCUCAUCUCCCCUCUGGGAAAGAAGGGGUGUUCCUUUGAGGAAGACUGGAGUUUAUAUUUUCAAGAAAAAUAUGGACUACAUUUUUAAAGAUAUAUCUAUAUACUCACAAAAUAUAUAAACAAAACUUGUUGCACUUCAAAUGUCUAUGAAUAUCUGUAUGAAAAAUCUAUUUAGAAACUA